GUGUGUGUGUGUGUGUGUGUCCUGCAGGGCGCAUGAUGUCUUUCAUUAGUCUCAUUGCGGGGGGAGGGGAGAGGAGAGGAGCGCAGAGGAGAAGAGAAGAGAGGAGAAAAGAAGAGAAGAAGGGAUUUAACCAGGGAUCAAGCAGGAGACACCCAAAUAUCAUGCAAAUGGAGAAAAACGACAGAGGUGAGGAAGAGGAGGAAGAGCACAGGAGAGAGGCGGGUCGGUUGUUUAGUUUGUGUCCCGCUGGGAAGAAGUUCCGCAGCAAACCUCAGCUGGUGCGUUACCUUGGCAACUCCAUGGACCUCAACUCGUUCGAUUUCCGCACCGGGAAGAUGCUCAUGAGUAAACUGAACAAGAACCGACAGAGGCUUCGCUACGAGACGAACAGUCAGACCAAGGGAAAACCCGACCUGAACACGUCUCUCCCGGUGCGACAGACAGCCUCAAUCUUCAAACAACCUGUCACCAAAGUCACCAACCAUCCCAGCAACAAAGUCAAAACAGAUCCACAAAAAGCCGUAGACCAGCCAAGACAGUUGUUUUGGGAGAAGAAGCUGAGCGGACUUAAUGCAUAUGACAUCGCAGAGGAGUUGGUGAAAACCAUGGACCUACCCAAAGGUCUGCAGGGAGUAGGUCCCGGGUGCACGGACAAGACUUUGCUGUCUGCGAUUGCAAGCGCCCUGCACAGCUCCGCUCCCAUCACAGGCCAGCUGUCGGCAGCUGUGGAGAAGAACCCAGGAGUGUGGCUGAACACGGCCCAGCCGCUCUGCAAGGCUUUCAUUGUUACAGACGAGGACAUCAGGAAACAGGAGGAGCUGGUGUACAACGUGAGGAAGCGUCUGGAGGAGGCUCUCAUGGCCGACAUGUUGGCUCACGUAGAGGAGGCUUCCAGCGGUGAAGAAGCACUUAAGGAUGAGGGAAACUGCCAUGAUGAUAAGGAGGAGGUAUAGCGAAGGGCAGCAGUACACGUCUAAAACUACCUGCAUACAACUCUAUCAACUCCACCAUCUAACGAGGACCAGAGACCAAACCUUCCUGCUCCAACUUCUUCACCAAGAUGCUCGAGUCCUGCUAUGAAGAACAUAAUCCAAACCCACUGGCUGGGAUUCUUUUCAGGACUGUCAGUUUGGCAUUGUUUAGAUUUUUAUUGUGUAUAUAAACAAAGCGUUUGCAGAUUCUAGAGCUGAAAGUGGCACUUCCACGUGAUUGGGUUGUGUCUGGAGGAGUGAUGUGACAAUCGGGUGAAAACUUCCAUCCUCCUGUUUUCUAGAGUAGAGAGGUUUUAUGAUGCAGGAUCCUGGGAUAUGAUGAAAAGGAUGUAGUUAGUGUUGUACAGUAUCGAGAACCACCAAAGGAACCACGUGAUGUUUGAUACAUUCAUUCAUCGAGUCCUUAAAAUCCCAAUCAUCUUGAAGAACCUUGGAACCUCAGCUAACUGAAUCUGACAUUAACAUUAGGAGUCAUACACUAAUGGACAAAAAGUAUCGGGACACCUGAUGUUUCCAGGCGUACUGUAUAUGAUUCCGAACCAAAGUUAAAUGCAUGAAAUUUUCCCUCUGCAUGAAAUUUGCUCCAGCAAGCCAACUCCAUGAAGAUAUAUACUUUACAUGGCUUGGAGUGGAGGAUCUCCUGCUAUAGAGCUCCAACCUUAUUGGGAUGAAUGUGAGAGCUGACUGCACCCCAGGAACCUCCUCACCUUCUCACCUACAUGAGUCCAGUCACAAAACUUAGUGGAUCAUUUUCCUCAAAAAUUAAAGAUUAUUAUAAGAGUAAAUGGAGACUAAAGGUGGACUGGGAUGUUCCAAAAGAAGCAGAUGCCCAGGUGUCCUCAAACUUUUGUCCAUACAGUGUAGGUUCCUGAUCAUUCAUUCAGUAUAAAAUGUGGUGUUGGUGUUGAUAAGUUCAGUAUUCGAUUCUUUGAUUUUGUACAUUUCUUUGCUUAUAUUGGUGUUUUGACCUCAUGAACGUUUUUCUCUUGCGCACAAAAGAGGUUCAGUCUGGAGUCACAUGACAACGCAGUUUUUCACAAUGAACUGGAUUCAAAUACGAAUUCAAGUGUGAACGCUGAUUCUGUAUAAUGAAAAAAUAAACCCAGUUGCUGUUUUUGGAUGAACGCACAGGUUGGAUCUUGAAUAUAUGUAAAUGUUAUGGUUUGAACGUGUUGAAAUUUGUUGAUUUUUACGCAGUAAAGUGUUCCUGUGUGUUUGA
This is a messenger RNA of Silurus meridionalis, 2211 nucleotides long. It is a transcript of the gene mbd3b, whose product is annotated as methyl-CpG binding domain protein 3b. Gene Ontology annotation, molecular function: DNA binding. Lineage: Eukaryota; Metazoa; Chordata; Actinopteri; Siluriformes; Siluridae. The record is from RefSeq and is a predicted model, not a curated record.